Messenger RNA from Saccoglossus kowalevskii, 551 nucleotides. Its product is annotated as U6 snRNA-associated Sm-like protein LSm5. NCBI's taxonomy places the organism in Eukaryota, Metazoa, Hemichordata, Enteropneusta, Harrimaniidae. The record is from RefSeq and is a predicted model, not a curated record. Gene Ontology annotation, biological process: mRNA splicing, via spliceosome. Gene Ontology annotation, cellular component: U6 snRNP; U4/U6 x U5 tri-snRNP complex; Lsm1-7-Pat1 complex. Gene Ontology annotation, molecular function: RNA binding.
AUGGCGUCAACUACUGGUACAAAUCCCUCGCAGCUUUUACCGCUUGAAUUAGUAGAUAAAUGUAUCGGAUCCAGGAUUCACAUUGUGAUGAAGAGUGACAAAGAAAUCGUUGGAACACUACUCGGUUUUGAUGACUUCGUCAAUAUGGUCUUAGAAGAUGUUGUUGAAUUUGAAAACACACCAGAAGGGAGACGAGUGACAAAGCUAGAACAAAUUUUGCUGAAUGGUAACAAUAUUACUAUGUUAAUUCCAGGAAGUGAAGGCCCAGAAAUAUAGGACUAUCACAGUGAAGAUAUUUAUAUUUUGUAGUCAUUUGUUAUUUAGUAGAAUAUUUGAAACUGAUUUGUAUGGAAACUAUCCAUACACAUAUAAACACUAAAGUUCCACAAUGCAUUGUGUUUUUUCAGUUUAUUUGGAGUUGACAGAACUCCCAAGUUUUUGUCAUAAAUAGUACAUUUUAAUCAUGUGUUGUAAAUCUAUUCUUGUUUAAACAAAAAAAAAUGAUUUUAUACAAUAAAAACUUGUAUCCGUAAAUAAAACAAAUAACACAU